AUGGAGUGCAACCCUCUCUUGGAUCCCCGAUAUGAACAAUUGGUGCAGUCGUUGCCGCAGAGUGUUUUCGUGGAGGUCUUUCGCCUACUAUCGCCGGCCUAUUUCGUGGAGCCGUACCGGGACAUCCAUCGUCCACUGCACCCCACAGCUGUGGCGAUCAAAAAAUACCGGUCGCUCAGCUCGAUCUUGGGGACCUAUGCCCACAAUCUGAUCGCCAUUGUUCAUAUCCGGCAAUCCGCCGGCCACAUCAUGGGUCUGGCGGAAUACACGCAUCUGCUGGACUGCGCCCGGUCGAUUGGGGAUGCGGAGCUGGCGGAUAACAUCUGGUCCAAUAUGCAUGAGGACGAGGUGAUCCCGGAUGUCCACUGCUACAAUUACUAUAUGGCGGCCAAGGUCUGGGACCGAGCCUACGCGGGACACGAGAGGUACCACCUGCGCGUGACCCCAUUUGCCUAUCGAAAGCGGAGGAUGGAUGCUCCCAACCCAGGCUUCCAAGGCUACGGGACCGCCGGUCGCAGCGUGCGAAAGGAAGUGCUGGGCAUUUUCAACGAGAUGGUCGCGAAUGGGAACCAAGCGGACGAGGCCUCCUUGGUUAACGUGUUGCUGGCGGCUAGUCGAGUGGGCUAUGUGCAGGGCAUCAAAAGCGUGCUCAAGACAGCCUGGAACGUGGAUGUGGAUGAGCUCCUCGCCCAGAACGACGAGUCCCUCGUGCCGCCGGUGACGGAGUAUGACCGAUCGUCGCCCCUUCACCCGUCGGGCGCGCUGCUGUUUGCCGUGGCCCACGCCUUUGGCACGAAUAACGACAUCGCCGCCGCCCUACGCACGGUCAACUUCAUCGCCAGCUCGUACAACAUCCCCAUUCCCGAGAAGGUCUGGCUGGAGCUCCUGGAGCGAUCGUUUGUGCUCUCGCGACCACGGUUCGGCCCGGACGCGAAACGCGACCGGAAGGGUAAAGUGAACUACGAUUUCCUAGGUGUGCUGGUCCAAACGAUGGCGUCAGAACCGUUCAACGUCCGCUACACGAUCGAAAUGCAUCACGUACUCGCUAAAUGCGCCUGGGACCGGGCACGCCUGCGGGACUUCCAACACCACAUGCGUGCAGCCUACGACCUACUCCAAGAAACCCGUCGAGACCUCCACCGCGCGAGACGGGUCAUCCAGCGCGGUCUCGGCUACAAACCCUCUCGCGCGGCCCCCGUCCUCCCAUCCAGCAUCAACCCCGCACUACUCCAAUCCGCAAAGUACGCCGACGCAAUCCACGAAUACGAGAUCCUCCGCUGGCGCACCGCCCAGCAAACGAUCUUCAUGGAAAGGUUCGCCAAACUCCUCCUCAUCCACAACCGGUGGACAGGCCGGAACAACCCCGUCUGGGAACGACACCUUCUGCCACAGGCGCUGGAGGAAUGGCGCGAUUUUGUACCCCAGAGCUUCAGCUACAGCACCCGUGGCGGACAAAUCGCACUGCACGGCAAGAUCCACUGGGGACACGCCCGGCUGACAGCGCACAAGCAUGUGCCGACUCGACGGCCGACGGUCGAGAAUGGGAUCGCUCUGGAUGAGGGCCGGGGACAGCUCGACGACUGUCACUUCUGGGACCAGCUGCAGGAGUCGCUGCCACAGCUCGUACGUGACCUCCCGCCGCUGCAGCGGCUGUUUCAGGGUCUUGCGUGGGAGCCGGAGCUACAUGGGGGGGAGAUGGUGUAUGAGGGGUUUGCGCCAAUGGAGCCAGGUGCUUUGCACGAGCAUUCUGCAGAGUAUUCGCAGCAACAUCACCAAGAGUAUAUCCAACAACCCCGACCGCAUACUCAGCGACACCACCAGCGGCACCAUCAGCGUCAUCCCCAAGGGUACCCUCAACAGGACCCUCAAAGACACCCUCAACAGCAACUACAAGAAGCUCCCCACGAGGAUCCCACCAUACCGGAUGGAUUCUCCAUAGCCUGAUCCGGCUGGUAGACUUUCUU
Messenger RNA from Aspergillus candidus, 1964 nucleotides. RefSeq lists its product as uncharacterized. Bases 1 to 1944 code for a protein of 647 amino acids. NCBI's taxonomy places the organism in Eukaryota, Fungi, Ascomycota, Eurotiomycetes, Eurotiales, Aspergillaceae. Gene Ontology annotation, molecular function: protein binding. The transcript is spliced from 2 exons. The record is from RefSeq and is a predicted model, not a curated record.